Messenger RNA from Loa loa (African eye worm), 225 nucleotides. RefSeq lists its product as hypothetical. The coding region runs from base 1 to 225 and encodes 74 amino acids. Lineage: Eukaryota; Metazoa; Nematoda; Chromadorea; Rhabditida; Onchocercidae. The record is from RefSeq and is a predicted model, not a curated record. The transcript is spliced from 2 exons.
AUGAACAAAAUUGUCACUUCAUGGGUCGAACCUACCGCCAACCUUAUGACUGUAAAUGAAAGAACAACUAAAUGGCUGGCUCGACGUCAGGAAUCAUCAGUACCAGAAAUCGAUUGUAUCGCUGAAACAAAAGGUAGAUUUGGAGCUGGGAUUUUGUAUGGUCGUAAAAAUCUGGUUCGUGCCUAUUACGAAAUGGGAGAUUCAGCUUUCGAUUGUAUGUCUUAA